GGGGAGGGGGCGGGUCUCGGUCCGGGUCUUCACUCGGCAGCUGGACGAGCAGGAGGGAUGCGGCGGGCCGGUUCUGCUUCAGCGUCUGCCGCGGUUCUCUUGUAGGAAGACCUUGAGCUGCUGACUGCUGUUUGGUGAAGUAUAAAUUAAGCAAGUGGAGGCCAUGUUUGAAACAAUAGAUACUCACCGGGCCCUCCAGGCAGUGGAACGCCUGCAAGCAAAGUUACGGGAACGAGGUGAUACAGCAAACGAAGAGAAAUUGAGUUUACUGAAAUCAGUGCUGCAAAGUCCUUUGUUCCAUCAAAUCCUAAACCUUCAGGCUUCUCUUCCACAAUCAAGAGAUCAGGUACAUGUUGCACCUUCUAUCUCCUCAUCUGGCGAGCUCCUGCAGCUUUCUCAUCAUGCUGCUAUUGUGGAAUCUUCACUCCCAAAUGAAUCCUAUCUGUUGGCUCAGCAGAAUGGCAGCCUUUCUAGUGGGCUAGAAGCAGCUGCACGAUCUCCUCAGAUUAUUGUGAAGUCUGCUAGUGAUGACUUUGAACUACUGAUCAGAAAUAUGGCACAGGGACGCCUUGUUGAGACCAUAGAACUCGUGAAGCCUCUAAGCGGUGGUCUAGGCUUCAGUGUAGUUGGCCUGAAGAGUGAAUAUAGAGGUGAACUGGGCAUAUUUGUGCAGGAGAUUCAAGACGGAAGUGUGGCACAAAGAGAUGGAAGGCUGCAGGAAGCCGAUCAAAUCCUUGCCAUUAACAGGCAACCCCUUGACCGGACCAUCACGCACCAACAGGCUAUUGGGAUCCUACAGAAAGCAAAGGAUUGUGUCCAGCUGGUUGUGGCCAGGGGCGCCUUGCCUCAGCUUAUCAGCCCUGUGAUUUCUCGGUCCCCAUCAGCUGCUAGUACAAUCUCAGCCCACUCCAAUCCAGUUCACUGGCAGCAUGUGGAGACCAUUGAGCUGGUGAAUGAUGGAUCGGGUCUGGGAUUUGGGAUAGUUGGUGGAAAAUCAACUGGAGUGAUAGUGAAAACCAUCCUUCCAGGAGGAAUAGCUGAUCAGCAUGGUAGCCUGUGCAGUGGAGAUCACAUAUUGAAAAUUGGUGAUACAGAGCUGGCUGGAAUGAGCAGCGAGCAGGUGGCGCAAGUCUUGAGGCAGUGUGGAAACAGAGUGAAGCUGGUUAUAGCCAGAGGCCCACUUGAGGAGCCCACGCCACCAGCAGUUCCUCCAGGAACACCAGUACAAACCUUUAUGCUGGAUAACCAGAGAGAUGAAGAGACACAAGUUGAAAAUGAUGCUAAUGGAAAUAUGUUUGAUGUGGAACUCACAAAAAACAUCCAAGGAUUAGGAAUAACUAUUGCUGGCUACAUUGGAGACAAAACCUCAGAACCUUCUGGUAUUUUUGUAAAGAGUAUCACAAAAGGCAGUGCAGUUGAACACGAUGGUAGAAUCCACGUUGGAGACCAAAUUAUAGCAGUGGAUGGAAGAAAUCUUCAGGGUUUUACCAACCAGCAAGCAGUGGAGGUUCUGCGGCAUACUGGCCAAACAGUUGGACUCACGUUGGUCAGAAGAGGCCUUAAGCAGGAAAAUCACAUUCAACCCCAUGAGGACUUCAGUGGUGCUGUUGAAAAGGAUUUAAUUUUCCAAACGAUGGAUGUUGGCACAGGCAAAGAAAGCUGUGAAGGAGAGCAGGACCCUCCAUCAUUGUCAUGCAGUACCAGUGCGAUUCACACUGGAGAAGACGUUGGUCCAGAACAAUCAGGUUUUCAGCUAACUUCCACCGAAGAAGAAAUAUCAUUGCAGAACAAAUGGCAGUCAUUUUUGGGAGCACAUUAUGAGGUGGUGGUAGCUCACGUGAACAAGUUCAGUGAAAGCAGUGGACUGGGGAUCAGCUUAGAAGCUACAGUAGGACAUCAUUUCAUCCGAUCUGUUUUGCCGGAAGGGCCAGUUGGACGAUGCGGCAAGCUGUUCAGUGGAGAUGAAUUACUAGAAGUAAAUGGAAUAUCUUUGCUUGGAGAAAAUCACAAGGAUGUAGUAAAUAUUUUAAAAGACCUGCCCAUCAAAGUAACAAUGGUGUGUUGCCGUGCAGCUCCACCUAUUAGUCAGUUGUUAAUGGAUGAAUCUCAGAUGUCAGAACAGUCUGUUGUAGAUCUUGGCGGACUCCUUGGCUCUUCAGAGACAGAGGAUGCUAACCUGGACAUGGAUAAUAUGGGCCAGAGUUCAGAUGAGGUUCAAGGAUCUCCUUUGGCAAUGUGGGAGACAAACAUACAGCAAAUUGAGCUAGAGAAAGGGAGCAUGGGACUUGGAUUUAGCAUAUUAGAUUACCAGGACCCUGUGGAUCCUGCGAAUACAGUGAUUGUGAUCCGCUCUCUAGUUUCUGGGGGAGUGGCCGAACAAGAUGGCCGGCUUCUCCCCGGAGACAGACUUAUGUACGUGAAUGACAUCAACUUGGAAAACGGCAGCCUGGAGGAAGCUGUGCAGGCCCUGAAAGGAGCGCCGAUGGGAACGGUUAGGAUAGGAGUCGCAAAGCCGUUGCCUCUUUCACCAGAAGAGGGCUAUGUUUCUGCUAAGGAAGAUUCCUUUUUCUACACUGCCCAGUCCUUUGAGGAGGAAGGGCCAGCUGAUUCAGCCCUCUUCCAUGCUGAGCUGGCUCUGGUGGAUUCAAGUGAGGCAGAUCUAGUGGAGGAAUCCACCUUCGAAUCGCACUAUUCCCCAGACCAUGAUGGUACAUUCCAGUCUUCAGUUUCAGCUCUGCAUGGCAGCGCCUGUGCCGAUGAUCUGAAGUAUAACCUCUCACUACCCUCGUCGACUCCCAAGGCUGUUUGCAAAGAAAGUUCAAAUGCCUCAGUCGGUUACCAUUUACCAGACCAAAACCUGUACACCAUGGAUCUAAUGCAAAGGGGAGCAGAGAACAGAUCUUCUGCUGAUGUAUGUGUGGAACAGUCUGCUGGGAUCACAAGAAAAGACCCAGUAACGCAUUCUCCUAAGAAACAAGCUGAACAUGAAAGCACAGGAACUUGGACAGCUGAAGCCUCACGCAAUGCAAAUUUAACUUCUAGAUUGAACCCUGACGCUACUGGGAAAGACCACGUACUCUUGAUGGAAAAUAACAGCUUAACGCACGCUGGGAGGUAUUCUGCAACCCUAAAUACAAACAAAAACAAGUUUGAGAAGACGAUUACUAUUGCAAAGGGCAAUUCAAGUUUAGGGAUGACAGUAAGUUCCAAUAAAGAUGGCUCUGGAAUGAUAGUCCGCAGCAUUAUCCAUGGGGGUUCCAUAAGUCGCGAUGGCCGCAUUGGUGUCGGGGACUGCAUUCUGUCUGUCAAUGAGGAACCCACAACUAAUUUAACCAACGCACAGGCACGAGCUAUGCUGCGGAGACAUUCCCUCGUCGGACCAGAUAUAAAAUCUUCUCCAACACCUGCUGAUGAUCAGGCCCCCUUUUAUGUCAUUACCUAUGUGCCAGCAGAGCAGUUUGAAGAGUACCAGGCCAGCUUAGGGCAGCAGCUAGAAGGGAGAAUGCCACUAGAUGUUUUUCCUUCGCAUGUUGUCAGAGAAAUUCCAGAACUACCAGAACGGGAAGAAGGUGAAGGAGAAGAAAGUGAACUUCAGAAUGCAGGCUACAGUAACUGGAACCAACCAAGGAGGGUUGAACUCUGGCGAGAACCCAGCAAGUCGCUGGGAAUCAGCAUUGUCGGUGGACGAGGAAUGGGAAGCCGGCUGAGCAGUGGCGAAGUCAUGAGAGGAAUCUUCAUCAAACACAUUCUUGAAGACAGCCCUGCUGGCAAAAAUGGAACCUUGAAAACAGGAGAUAGAAUAGUGGAGGUGGACGGAAUUAACCUCAGAGACGCAAGCCACGAACAAGCUGUGGAAGCCAUACGGAGAGCAGGCAACCCAGUAGUCUUUAUGGUACAAAGCAUUAUAAACAGACCAAGGCCAGAAUCUCUCUAUAGCUCUGUAUCGCCCUCUGCUCCCAGCGGGCAGAAACCUAACAAUCCAUUUUACCACCAGUCGUUGCAGAACCUCCCUAUGCCUUACUUGCAGUACAACCCUUUCAGUAAGCCUCCUGCCUUCAGCAGCACUAACCCUUUUGUUGAGCCGCUACAGUUCAACACUAACAAGGAUAUGCAGAAUCCAAUUAGAUUUACCACCAGUUGCUCCCCAUGUAACCCCUUUGCUCCUACACCGUUUAAGGCAUCUAGCCAGUCAGAUUCAGAGCCGGAAAAGACUUCGUCUUGUAACCUGCUCCUGCCGCCUCCUUCCCUGUCUCCAGGAAUGAGCAGUGAGGUUUUGCAGCAAUCCUGCAACCAAUACCUGGAAGAGCUGGAUAAGGAAGAUGAGUUCGGGUACAGCUGGAGAAAGAUCAGUCACCGGUAUGGGCAUCUGUCUGGAGAUCUGCACAUGAUAGAGUUGGAGAAAGGGAAGACUGGCUUAGGACUCAGCCUAGCUGGGAACAAAGACCGGUCCAAGAUGAGCGUUUUUGUAGUGGGAAUUGAUCCAAACGGAGCAGCUGGAAAAGAUGGCAGGCUGCAGAUUGCAGACGAGUUACUGGAAAUAAAUGGACAAGUUCUCUAUGGAAAGACUCACCAGAAUGCAUCUUCAAUAAUAAAAUGUGCACCUUCUAAAGUAAAAAUCAUAUUUAUCAGAAACAAAGAUGCUAUCCAACAGAUGGCUGUUUGUCCUGGGAAAUCAGCAGAGACUUCACCUUCCUCUUCUGGGCUACUUCAGUAUGAAGAGGGUGAAGUGAAUGACCCAAGCUCUAUUUUUCCCAUAGACCAGAGUUUAUAUAAGAAUAUUAAAAAUGUGGAAUUGCCUAAAGAUCAAGGAGGCAUAGGUAUUGCCAUCGGUGAAGAAGACACAUUUAACGGUGUGGUUAUUCAGAGCUUAACAGAGCAUGGUGCAGCAGGAAAGGAUGGCCGAAUUAAGGUUGGAGAUCAGAUUCUGGCAGUGGACGAUGAAGUUGUUGUGGGGUAUCCUAUAGAAAAGUUUAUCAGUUUGCUGAAGACAUCAAAACCCACUGUGAAACUCACAAUCAAUUCAGCCGAAGAGGAGAGUCAGACAGCUGCGCAGCCACAAACACCGGUUUACAGUACUACUUCGGGUGAGAGAACUAAUAUCCAACAAUCAGCCGUUGUUUCACCUUCUGAAUCACCAGAACCAGAGUCAGUUAAAAACACAAGCAGGUCCUCAACUCCAGCCACAUUGAUAUCUGACCCAGCUACAUGCCCAAUCAUCCCGGGGUGUGAAACGACAAUCGAUAUCUCCAAGGGACGUACCGGUCUUGGCUUGAGCAUAGUAGGAGGAGCCGAUACUUUGCUGGGCGCAAUUAUUAUCCAUGAAGUGUAUGAAGAAGGAGCAGCGUCCAAAGAUGGAAGGCUCUGGGCUGGCGAUCAGAUCUUGGAGGUGAACGGAAUCGACCUAAGGAACGCAACGCACGACGAGGCCAUAAACGUUCUCAGGCAGACGCCUCAGAAAGUCCGCCUCACCGUCUACAGGGACGAAGCCCAGUAUAAGGAAGAAGACAUGUAUGAUGUGCUCAGUAUAGAGCUACAGAAGAAGCCAGGCAAAGGCCUUGGAUUAAGUAUUGUUGGGAAGAGGAAUGACACUGGAGUGUUUGUGUCAGACAUUGUCAAAGGAGGCAUAGCAGAUCUGGAUGGGAGACUGAUGCAGGGAGACCAGAUAUUAAUGGUGAACGGGGAAGAUGUUCGAAAUGCUAACCAGGAAGCAGUGGCCGCUUUGUUGAAGUGCUCAUUAGGUACAGUCAGACUAGAAGUUGGAAGAAUAAAGGCAGGCCCAUUCCAUUCGGAGAGGAGAACGUCUCAGAGCAGCCAGGUCAGCGAGGGAAGUGGCAGCCUGUCAUCAUUCAGUUUCCCAGGUUCUGGAUCCAACCCACCAGAAAGUUACGAAAGUACUCUGAAGAAGAACUCCUUAGCAUCUGAAAUACAAGGAUUAAGAACAGUCGAAAUAAAAAAGGGCCCUUCAGAUUCCUUGGGAGUCAGUAUUGCUGGUGGUGUCGGAAGCCCUCUUGGAGACGUUCCGAUUUUUAUAGCCAUGAUGCAUCCUAAUGGAGUUGCAGCUCAAACUCAGAAAUUGAGGGUAGGGGAUAGGAUCGUUAGCAUUUGUGGAACACCAACCGAAGGAAUGACUCAUUCUCAGGCUGUCAGCUUGUUAAAAAAUGCUUCUGGCACUAUUGAAAUACAGGUUGUAGCUGGUGGAGAUGUCAGUGUCAUAACCAGCCAGCAGCAAGAUCCACCAACAUCUAGCCUUUCGUUUGCUGGACUAACAACAAACAGCAUAUUUCAAGAUGAUUUGGGACCUCCACAGUAUAAAACCAUCACUCUGGAUCGGGGACCCGACGGCCUGGGCUUCAGCAUCGUAGGCGGGUAUGGAAGUCCUCAUGGAGACCUGCCCAUUUAUGUGAAGACUGUGUUUGCAAAGGGUGCUGCAGCAGAAGAUGGGCGACUGAAGAGAGGGGAUCAGAUCAUUGCUGUCAAUGGGCAGAGCUUGGAAGGGAUCACGCACGAAGAAGCGGUGGCUAUUCUAAAAAGAACGAAAGGAACGGUGACCCUGACUGUUCUCUCUUGAACCCUCUUCCCCCGAAGAUUUGGGUCAGCACAAUUACUCUGUCCACAUUCCACACAGCAAAGAGAAUGGAAAUGCUUAUAUCGUUCUCUUGCUCACUGCAGCUGCCAGAUUGUUUGACAUCAUAGGUGGAAAACACAACAACAACAAAUGAUCUUAUUUUUAUACGCAGUAGAAAUAGUUUCUUGCUGUCAAGGUACAGAGGUUGGUUUCUGUAGCAUAGGACAGUGUCAGGAGAACUUGAGAGCAGCACUAAUAGAAUCAAAAUGGAGGCAGGGAGGAAUCAAUGAAAGGAGAAAAAUAUAAAGUAAUUAUGAGACA
This is a messenger RNA of Lacerta agilis (Sand lizard), 6886 nucleotides long. RefSeq names its product multiple PDZ domain crumbs cell polarity complex component (gene MPDZ). The transcript has 50 exons. The record is from RefSeq and is a predicted model, not a curated record. Gene Ontology annotation, molecular function: protein binding. Lineage: Eukaryota; Metazoa; Chordata; Lepidosauria; Squamata; Lacertidae. The coding region runs from base 164 to 6568 and encodes 2134 amino acids.